UCUAUAUAUUCAUAUAUAACAUCUGUUACGAGAUAUUUGGACACGAUGUAUGUAUUUGCUUGGUUGUUGUCCUUAAUGACAUUUUGUUGUAUUGCAACAGUGCGUUCUGAGGAUCCUCAUACAAUCCUUCAGAAUUUAUCUUUGGAUGAAGUAGUUACUCGUGCAAAGGCCAUAGCAGCUAUUAAUUUUUUACUUCACCUACGCAUUGUAAAUAAACAUCAAGAUUCUGCGGUGUUUGCUGCGCCAGGUAGGCCUAUGAAGGUUGUAUUUGGUAACAUAAACAAAGAAAUUGAUCGUUCGUUGGCUAUGUUAGGCGCAUCUCCUAGCUCUCCCGCGUUGAAUACAUGGGUCGAGGAGCGUCGGAUACUCAACUCCGAGGAGCCAAUAGCCAAUGUACCUGAAGUCUAUCAGAGUUUUAGACACAUCAUGGAUUUAUUAGAUGAGUAUGCUCGUGUAUUGAAUCAACCUUGUUUUGGUGAAUACACUUGCAUGAUUGAAAGUCGUGUUAAAUCAUUGGAUAGCUAUUUUGACUAUGAGUAUCCAGUGGUAAUGUCGAGUGCUUUGAUAAUGAUAUACAAGAAGUUAGGUCUCAACGAUGAGGAGUUACCUCCAGGCAGGUUGCUGUCUCAUCGUGUUCAGAUGAUUGGGAAGAAGGACUUUUUGCAGGGGGAUGAGCGCGCCUUUGAUCAUUAUGCUCAGUACUACCCUAUGUUAUUCAAAAAAAAUAGCCAGGAUGUGACAUCUAUUUUGUGGCGAGCUAUUAACGAUGCUGCUGAUGGUAGCCUCAAGGCUUCAUUGAUUCCACUUUGUCAAUUGGAGACAAUGAUGAGGGAUUACAAACCUUCUAAAUUCUUUACAGGCAUCAAGUAAUCGUCAUUUAUGCUUAUUGCUGCAUCGUAAGCUCACAACAGAAUUACGUGGUAUA
Molecule: messenger RNA, 925 nt
Organism: Babesia bovis T2Bo
Lineage: Eukaryota; Apicomplexa; Aconoidasida; Piroplasmida; Babesiidae
Exons: 1
Coding region: 46-870 (274 amino acids)
Source: RefSeq, a predicted model, not a curated record